Zophobas morio is the source of this 1707-nucleotide messenger RNA. RefSeq lists its product as uncharacterized. The transcript has 5 exons. Bases 201 to 1499 code for a protein of 432 amino acids. Gene Ontology annotation, cellular component: endoplasmic reticulum; membrane. The record is from RefSeq and is a predicted model, not a curated record. Gene Ontology annotation, molecular function: chloride channel activity. Lineage: Eukaryota; Metazoa; Arthropoda; Insecta; Coleoptera; Tenebrionidae.
AAAAUUUAACAACACUUGAAAAAUAUUAUCAAACAAAACCAUUCUAAAAAGCACGUAAUUCACAACUGCAACAGUUAAAUUCGUCGGAAGACUGCUUUGCUAUAGUCUGAAGAUAGGGUUUUCACAGGUGUCAACCAUUACGUCACUUUAUCGAAUUUUAAACCAAAAACUUCAUUAAAUCAUUUUCGCUACCUUUUAAGAUGAAAACAACACUGAUAUUUAUUCUGCUGCUGCAACUCACGAGAACCCAAUGGAUAGACCCCCAUAGCAUGGACACGAAUCACAAAAACAGACUGCCAAAUCAUUCACAGAAGACCUCUGAUGAACCCAUGCACAACCCCACAGCUGUCAAAGAAUGUGUCUCAGAUGUACACCUAAAACGACUAGUUCGUAUAAUUUUAAAUAGCGCUUAUUUAGAUAACGACAUUGGGUACCACGAAGGUUACAUAAAUAUUAAACUAACGACUGUCGAGCACCAGUUUUUGGUAAAUUUUUCUCAAAGUACUAAAACUGAGGACAAUAUUUUCAGUGAAGUCAGUUCCAUUUUUGAAAAUGCGCUUCACAAACCCGCAGCUGAGAGAUACCAAGAGCUAAUUUUAUCAAUGCAGGAAAGGAUAUAUGAAAUACUUUUUAAUCCAACUUCUACGGCUUUAAUUGGAUCUUUUCUUGCUUUAUAUCUGACUUAUAAGUUGUUAAAAGCGCAAUUUACCUGGAAGUCUAUUGUCAAGUACUUUUUAUUUUUGGCAUAUAUUGUUGACUGUUUUGUAACAUACUUGGCGAUUGUGCGGGAUGAAGAGAUCGACAAUAUGGUGAAUAUUAAAAAAUUAGGGACAGCGCCGCCUGAAUGUGACACAACAAAAAUGUCUUGGUGGAAUUUCCUAAAAACACAAGUUGCAUCCACUUUUGUGGAAAAUCCAUGCAAAGCGUAUUACCAAGCCACAUACAACAAUUACAUGUAUCUAAUUGCGCCGUCUAAGGUUUUAACACGACAAUUUCGAACUCUUGUGUUGGAGCCUUUCGGUGAUAUUGGAGAAGCCUUUGGGAGGUUUGGACGUAGCAUGUUCACAACAUUGCCAUGGGGUUUAAACGUGGUGUUAUUUCCUGUGAUGUUGGUAACCACAGUUGGGAUAGUAUUUAUUAUCUUUCUUUUUAUUACUAAGCCACAUUUUAAAGUCAGCUUAUUUCAUUUGUUUACAAUUGAAAUGGGGGAUUCUGCAACAAAUCAAGCUAUAGGAAAUUCCGAAAAUAUUCGAAGAGGGAUAGCAUUUACGCAAGGUCGCACUAGAAAUAGAAGGAUUCGUGGAAGAGAGGUAGGGUUGUCUACAAACCAUAGAGCUUUAGUUGAAGAGGUUUCAAAUAAUAAUUCUUCAAGUCGUGACGAAAAAGAGGUAAUUAAUAAGGAAAAACAAAUAGAUAAGGGAAAACAGACUGCAAUUAAGAAUGAAGGUGCUAAAAAUGGUGAAUUAAGUUCCGAGACCGUUGAAAUGGCGACUUCGUAAAUUUUAAAUUUUUAACAGUUGUUUCAAAAUGUGCUCUCGUCGUGAUUUGUGACAUGUAUUAUUUUUAUUUUGUUAAGGUAUUAAUUAUUCAGCCAUGUACAAUGUAUUUAUAAGUCAAAACAAACUUUGUUAGCUUGCUAAUGUAACAUAAGUGUAAAUGGUUUAUAUUUUUCUGAACAGUGGAUAAUAUAUUUAAUUAUUUUAUUAA